Molecule: messenger RNA, 348 nt
Organism: Aspergillus tanneri
Lineage: Eukaryota; Fungi; Ascomycota; Eurotiomycetes; Eurotiales; Aspergillaceae
Exons: 2
Coding region: 1-348 (115 amino acids)
Source: RefSeq, a predicted model, not a curated record
AUGUCUGCUCGCCCAAUAUCACAUUGCCUUCGCGCUCGCUCUCUUUUCCGCCAGUCCCAGAACGUUCAGGGCUUUUCCACUCGAAGCAGCCUCCGUGGCGGCACGGGUCAUGGUGACCAUUACGAUCCCCCGACCGGAUGGCUUUUCGGUAUCAAGCCAGGCCAGAAGUAUGUGAAGGAAGGAUGGGAGACCAUGUGGUAUUAUGGAUUCAUCGGUAGUCUUCUCGCCGCUGGAGUCGCAUAUGUUUUCAAGCCAGACACUUCGAUACAAACCUGGGCUUUGGAAGAAGCACGACGGAGGCUGGAAGCCGAAGGGAUCUUGGAGGAUCCCGACAAGGUCAAGAAGUAA